Messenger RNA from Salvelinus sp. IW2-2015, 7499 nucleotides. The record is from RefSeq and is a predicted model, not a curated record. Lineage: Eukaryota; Metazoa; Chordata; Actinopteri; Salmoniformes; Salmonidae.
AGACCCACCCACCGAAGGCGGGCAGAUAUUCUACCGGAAAUGCACAAUGUUUUUCAUCGUUCUAAAGGCAUGCACGAUUGAAGGGUGAAUGGAGGCAACACAGCUGAUCGAUGACUCAAUAUUGGAAGAGUCAGAGGAGGAGGAUGAUGGAGAGAAGCGAGGAGAGCCACUGGCCAAACUCAGGGUGUUAAAAAAUAAACACAUCACAGAGACUGAGUUGCCUCUCUACCAGGGAGAAAAUGUGUUGGGUCGAAACCCAGACUCCUGCUCCCUGCCCCUCGUGGCCAGCUCCGUAUCCAAGCAACACACCAUCAUCUCCAUCUCAAUGUUUCGUGGCAACCGUCAUCACGGCAACGUUGCCGCCAUGGAGACAGAGGCUUUAGUGUGGGACCUGGGCAGCAUGAACGGGACAAGGAAGGGCCGGACCAAACUGACCCCUCACGUCCGCUACGCACUGACCGAGGGAGAGUGUGUGGUAAUAGCUGACAUCCCCUGCCAGUAUGUCUCUGUGGACCAGAGGGGGGGACAGGGGCACAUGCAGAACCCGACAAACACACACUCUGGAAAGGGAAGGAGGUCAGGGCCAGACAGGAAGGCCCAGCUCAGAGGAAGCCCUAGCGGCCAAGGUCUGGGACGAGAGACUGGCACACCGAAGACUGAGAGACCGACUGAGGGUAGAGGAGUUAAUGGAGAGAUGGGGGUACCGUCGUUGACUGAGCUGGGUGGAAAGGGUCAAACUCUGGCCAAACCCCUGUUGUUUGAACAAACCCCCACACAGCCUGAGAGGACACUGGUGCCUGAGUCUGACUCCGAUGGAGAGCGAGAGGGACGGAGAGACAAACGGGGAAAGUACUUUGUCUCUGAUUCUGACUCCCACAUGUCCAGUCCCACCUGUUCUACAUUCCUCAGUCCUACAAACAAAGUCAUUCCAGAGAGUGAGGAGGAGAGCCCCAUCACUCCCUCCUCCUCUGCUAAAAACAGACCCAAGAAAGUAGUGAGCUUCAGUGAGGAGGAGAGUGACAUGGAUGGACCGAGACAGCAGCCCAGGAGAAGAAGAGCCCAAGUGAUAGUGGACGACAGCGAAGAAGAGGAGGAGGGGAAGGAAGGGAAAGAGGCUCUAGGAGAGAAGGAAACUGGCAAAAGGACAAGAGGAAAGGAGGAUGUGUCAGUGGUGAACCAGGUCAGUCAAGCUGAGAGAGAUGGACCAAUGGUGUCUACAGAGGUCAAGUUUAACAUGGACAGUGACACAGACGUAGAGGGAGAGGAGGAGAUGGGGCUGUCUGCACCUGUAAACGCUGUUAAGCCACCAGCCGCAACAGAACCUCCUACUACAGACUCUGACCCAGGCCAGAUCCACAUGGACAGUGAUACCGAUGUGGAGGAAGGGGAUACUAUGGACGGUGACUCUAAGUUAAUGCUAACUGCUGCCGAUGUGGAGAGGAAACCAGUAGAUUCUGUCCCAGUGGUGCAGCCAACAGAGAUACACCUGGACAGUGAUACAGACGUGGAUGAUGAGGAUGAUGAUGAUGUUGUUGUGUCGGACAGUGCUACCAAUGUUACCUCCUUCGUAUCCGAUCCGGUUGAGAAACCAGACGGUUCUGGCCCUGCAGUGCCGCCCGUAGAAUUCCACCUAGACACUGACACAGAUGUGGAAGAGGAGGACACAGACACACAUUCCAAAACAGUUCCAGAAUCAGAUUCUAGUGGGAUCAGAACAGGGAUUGCUGGUCACCAGGAGAUCCUUUUGGACAGUGAUACUGAUGAAGAAGACAACCCUUUUGCUCCUCCGGCCAGCAGCAGAACAGCGGAGCUCCUUAAUCCACCCACCAGUGUAGGACCUGCAGCUGCUGCUCCUCUGGAGAUCAGGUCUGACAUCGCCAUGGUAACGGAGGACGCGGUGUUAGCGURGCGACAGGCCGUGCUUCCAUCACCCACAACAACGAUAACCGGUGCUGUUACCACGACAAUCGCUCUCAGGUCUCAGGACUCUGAUGCUGACACAGAUGCUGAGGAGGAGAGGUUGGAGCCCAAACCCCCCCGGUGUCGGCCCCCAGCAGGGAUGGUCCCGGAGUCGGACCUCAGUGAGCCCAGUGACUUCAGGAUGGACAGUGAUARGGAGCAGGAUGGACCAGGGGAGGCAGGCCAGGGACACACUGGAGGUCGGCUCAGAGAGGGGGCAGCUGGCCCCGGGCUGCUCCCCCUGGGGGGUUCCCCUGGCCRUCAUCAGAAGUGCUCRACCCCUUUGGCAUCGUCAGUACAGGAGGAGAUGGAGACUCAGGCCUUCCUCAGUCCCUCUGACCCCUUCAGACACCCAGCUCUCCCUCCUGUGCUGAGGCCUACAGCAGCAUUGUCCUGCUCUGCAUCAGACAGCCAGGAGGACGAUGACUUUGUGGUGGCCGAAACCCAGUCAUUUGUGUUGGAGGCCCAGAACCAGGGCCAUCAGAGCAGCCUUCCAGUGGAACCAACCCUGGAUGCUACGCAGCCCUACGGUCUGGAGCCUUCCUUGGGGGAGGACCGGGAGGAGCAGCCCAGCCGAGGCUCCUUCCAGCUGGGUCUGUCAGACAGCAGCCACCUCCAGGCCAGGGACCAGGCCUCAGAGAGCACCCAGGCAUUCAGCUUCCCAGAUGGGGAUUCUGACCUGGAGGCCWCCCAGACCUAUGGAUCUGGAGGGGGGAGCGAGGAGCCUGGCCUGGGCCAGAGGUCUGCGGUGUUCGGGAGGAACAGGCAGGUGGACUUUGCCGUGGAGGCAACACAGGCUUAUGCUGCCCAGCCUCGCAGUGACACAGAGGAGGAAGAUGAAGAGGAGACGCAGCCCUUGGAGUUCCCCACCCCAUCUAAUGUUGCUACGACUGAAACCCUGCCCAAGUCUGCCUAUGAGGAAGAGGACAGUGAGGAGGACGAAGAUUUGGUUGGGGCCAAGCCCCUGACCCCAGUAAGGAGAGGGAGAUCUGGAGGAGCGAGGGAGAGGGAGGAAGAGGAGCAGGAGACCCAGACUGGUGAGGUGCUGACCAACCAAUACCUCUCCACAGCUCAAACUCUGGACAUGGUCCAGGAGAGUGAUGAUGAGGAAGAAGCCAAACCAGACUCGCCCAGAAGAAGACGGCCCCAAAAACAGACAGUAGACGAGGAAGAGACACAGACUGUUGGCUCCUACCUCUCCACUGCUGAAACCCAGCCCAUGUUUACUGCUGCUGCUGCUGAGGAUGAUGAUGAUAAUGAGGAGGAAGAACUCAAACCUCCAUCACCCAGAAGGAGGGSAAGGUCCCYGAGAGGGAGAGUAGAAGAGGAGGAGACACKACCUAGUGAGUUCCUCACCAGCUCKCACAUCUCCACCGCUGAAACUCAGCCUAUGGGUACUUGUGACACUGAGGAAGAGAAGGAGGAGGACACCAAAGAUAAAGGACGGGCUCAGAGAGGGCGGGGGAAAGAGUCGGAGGCUGGGACAAGUGGUGUCAGCAGUAGAGGAAGAAGAGGAGCUAGAGGAGGAGAGGAAGAAGAGGAGGGUGCUGAGACUCCAAAGACACAGACAAGAGGGAAGGGGAAGGCUGUGAACACCGCGGGAGGGAGGAGAGAGGUGUUGCCUGAGGAGGAAGAGAGUGAGAAAGAAGAAGAGGCAGAGGUGGUUGAGCAAGGGAGGAGAGGAAGAAAGAGUGUGAAACAACAGAAAGAGGGAGAAAAAGAAAGACUUGAGGAGGAACGGAGAGAGGAGGAAGAGGAAAUAGAGAAGGAAAGACAAGAACAGGCUGAGAAGGAACGGUUGCAGAAGGAAAAAGUAGAAUCAGAAAGGGUUARGAAGGAACAACAGGASKGAGAYAGGAUGGAYCAGGAACUUAAAGAACAAMAUGAGKGAUUAGAGAGGGAGAGWGUGGAAAGASYAGAAACAGAAAGGAUGGAGAGAGAGGAAAGGGAACAGGAGGAAAGAGAGCGGCUUGAGAGGGAAAGGAAGGAACGAGAAGAGCAAGAAAGACUGGAGUGCGAGAGGGUAAAAAGAGAAGAGGAGAGAUUAGAGGAAGAAAAAGAAAGAAUAGAGAGGGAGAGGAAAGAAAUAGAAGAGAGGAAAAGACUGGAGAGGGAGGAAAAAGAGAAGCAAGAACGAUUGGAGCGAGAAAGCAGGGAAAGGGAAGCGCUUGAGCGAUUGGAGAGAGAAAGGGUGGAGAAAGAGAGAAUAGAGGGAAAACAAGCAGAAAAGCAAAGAUUGGAGAAAGAGCGUAAAGAGAUAUUGGAGAAAGAAAAAAGGGGAAGAGAAGAGAAGAGAAAACAGGAGAGAGAACUAUUGAAGAAGAAAAAGGAAGAGAAGGAGCGAUUAGACAGGGAAACGAAGGAGAGAAACCUGAAAAAGAAACUGGAGAGGGAGAAGAAGGAAAGAGAAAAGAGGGAAGCCGAGGAGAAAGAAAAGGAGAUAAAAGAACGACAAGCGAAGGAACAAGGAGAAAAACAAGCAAAGAAAGACGACGAAAAUGAGCCAAAAACAUCCACGAGAGGCCGCAGAGCAACCACCAGGAGAACCGUCACGGUUCCACCCACAACWGAACCACAACCUGAACUUGAUAUUCUGUCCAGCCAACCAGAACCAGURCCAGCUAGUAUAACUAGGUCUCGCUCCAACUCUUCCAACUCUGUCAGCUCUGAGAGAUCCAGCAUAGGCACCCUGGGGAGCAGAGGGAGAGGGGGGAGGAAGACCACCAGCACCACAGAGCCAGCCCCUGGUCCAGACAACCCCACCCGCAACAGCACCAGGAGAAGGACGUUGGUCGGGACGGUUGUGGCUCCCCCUGCUGCUGUGGAGGUCACAGUGCAGGACAUUCUCUCCAGCGAACAGUUUGUUGCCAGGAGAACCCGCUCUCGCUCCAGCUCCACCAACUCCCACAGCUCCACCAACUCAGUCUCCACCUGUAUCGUGGCUAGCGUGAGCUCUCAGAGCAAAGGGAGGGGAGGAGGCAGAAUGAGGAAGACUGGAACAGAGUCUGUCUCUCCCAGUAACAGGCAGAGUGAGCAGCCUCCAACCCCCAAGCCCACAGCCAGAGGCAGGAGAAGCCAGAAAGUAGAGGAUGAUGGUCCACACCCUGAGAUUAAUGAGAAGGCUGAUUCUCAGGAGGGUGGUGGUACCACUAGAGGGCAGAAGAAAACAGKCAAAACCAAUGAGCCAGACCCUGUAGUAGCAGAUGAAGAAACCACUCCAGCCCAGGUAACAGAGGACUCCCCCGCUCCUAGAGGGAAUGGAAGAGGCCGGGGCCGAGGCGGACAGAGAGACAACACACCUGAAUCCACCACUACAACAGCAGGAGGGGACACUCCAAGUGAAGAGGGAGUGGAGUCUAAAACUGGUGGGAGAGGGAAAGGGAGGAAGAGGGGGCUGGAAGAGGAGCAGGAGAACAGUGGGUUCAAGGUUCCCCGGAGGAAYGCUAAGGUUCAGAGGGGAGGGAGAUGCAGGACAGCAGAGGAGGAAGGAGAGAAAGAGGAGAAUCCUGCAUCCACUCCAGCAAAGAGGGGCAGAGCCUCCACUGCACAUGUGAAAAAGAUAGCAGAGGAGGAGAGUAUGGAGGGACAGAGUGAGAAGAUGGAAGKGSCUGGUACUGUGCAGAGGAAAGUCCGAGGCAGGCAGUCGACGGUUCUGAUAAAGAAAGAAGAGGAAUCUGUUUUGGACUCUAAUUCUGUGGUGCCCCAGACCCCUACAGGUAAGGGCAGAGGUAAGCGUAGGGCCCCUGUGGAAUCAUCACCGCUAGCCAGGACCCCUCGCUCCCCCUCUGCCUCUCCCCUGUCCUCCUUCUCCUCCUCUGGGACACUGGGCUCAGUUAGGGCCGACACGCAGUCCUACAAGGUGUUGUUUACAGGAGUGGUGGAUGAGGAGGGGGGGAAGGUGGUGUCUCGUCUGGGGGGCAGCCUGGCAAAGGGCGUGGCUGACAUGACCCACCUGGUGACUGACAGGGUCCGACGCACCGUCAAGUUCCUGUGUGCUGUGGCCCGCGGCGUGCCCGUCGUCACCACCGAUUGGCUGGAUAAGUGUGGUAAGGUGGGUCGUUUCCUACCUACUGACAGGUACCUGGUGAAGGACAGAGAGCAGGAGAACAAGUUUAGCUUCUGUCUGGAGGAAUCACUGAGGACUGCCAGCACCCAACCUCUACUACAGGGUUAUGAGGUCCAUGUGACCAGGUCAGUGUUGCCAGAGCCAGCCCAGAUGAAGGACAUCAUCGUCUGUAGCAGAGCUCGCUUCCUCUCCACAAUGCCCUCCACUCAGAAGGCCCAGGCCCGGACCCUAGUGAUAUCGUGUGGGGAGGACUGGUCUCUCUGUGCUCCUGCUCUCUCUGCUUCUCUCCCCYUCCUCAGUGCUGAGUUCCUGCUAACUGGUAUAUUACAGCAGAGAGUGGACCUGGUAACCCAUGUCCUCUCAGCCCCUAAACCCAGGGCCCAGCCAGGAGCCAAAGGCCAGGCCAGGGGGAGGAAGAGAAUGUAACAGAAAGACCAAACUCACCUGGGUGUUAUUCAUUAGUGCAUACUGUAGCAAAACCAUAUGCAACAGAAAACAAACACUAGUGUUUCUUAUUGGACAAGUUCAGGUAAUCCCUCCCUGUUUUAGUCUGUUUUCUACCGUUAGGUGAAUAUGACCCUGUCUACAGGGCCAGGGAGAAGGCAUUACAGUUCCAGAGAAGACCACAGACAUAUGGCACCCGUGUGUGUGUGUGUGUGUGUGAUGGCAUAGCAUGCAGCACCCACCUCCACCUGUAUAGAGAACAGUAGCAGGUCCAGGCCUCAGAGGAGUGGUAACUACAGUACUACUCCCCUGGAGGGGCUGGAGACCAUUAGACACCUGAGAGAGGGGAGAAUGAGGAUUUGGCUGUACAAGAGACAGUGGCAGCAUCCCAAAUGGGACCCUAUUGCUUACUUUUGACAAGAGCCCUGCACUAUGUAGGGAAUAGAGUGCUAUUUGGGACGCAGACGUAAAAGGCUGGUGAGAGGAGACAUCCACCUGUAUGACCAACUAGACCACAUAGUUGAGAAUGUAUUCACUCAGAUAAGAAGACAAACAAACCCAAGAGAUGGAAAUAUAUUCCUAUGUUUAUGAGGGUAGAGAGAGAAUACAUGAUGAGAAAUGCUCUGAAUAGAUUUGUGUUCAUAAAAAAAUAUAUAAAUAUGAGUUAACAUAGAGAGAAGAGACGGAGUAAUAAGAUAAUUUACUGCCUAUCCCAGUCAUUUAUUUUAUGUCUCUUCCUCUUUUCCUGUCUUUCCUCCCUCUCCUGAUCCUUUAUCUAUACUGAUUAAUAGCCAUCCUCUCGCCUUUGUAUAAAGAUAACAAAUAUAUAUAAUAGUGCCUAUUUUACGAGGAUAAUGUUGAAUAUACCAGAUAUCUGUCUUCACUAGCUGUGAUUGCUGAAGGGACAUGUCAUCAAUCUUAGAGAAAGGACUGAACUCAUUGUUUUAAUGCUGCUCAUCCAUCUACAUCUUUGUAUGUCUAGGAGUUAAAUGUGUCUUUAUUUACUGACCAAUAAACCUUUUGUACUGAA